This is a messenger RNA of Gasterosteus aculeatus aculeatus (three-spined stickleback), 1313 nucleotides long. The record is from RefSeq and is a predicted model, not a curated record. NCBI's taxonomy places the organism in Eukaryota, Metazoa, Chordata, Actinopteri, Perciformes, Gasterosteidae.
AGGGAAGGAAAAACGGCACCGUGGACUCGAUCAGAUGGUGAGGUACAGCGGGGACGGCGGACGGACUGAACACAAAGACCACAGCCAUUCCAGCCAGUCACAGCAGUAGAGGCAUUUCACGUGGAAGAGAAACAGACUCUGGGGUAUAAUCAGUUCCACUGACAACUCUGGAUAGUGGAGAGAAGAAGCAGCAGGAAGCCGACAUACCACCAUCAAAGCGAUAAGGCUUUAAGAGGAGAACCCCUCCCCAAAAAAAAGAAGGUAACAACAGGAAAAGUAGCCCCGUUUUUGUUGAGCUGAAGGGACUUUGUUGAAGCGAAAGGGCCAUUGUGUGUCCAGGACUGACUGGACAGAAAAGGUCUUGAGAAGAAGUGAGAAAAGCGGCAACAAUCUGGAGAACGAGCAGCAAGAGGUGUACCGGGCCCCGCAGCACAACUUCACUACGAGUAUGACUGGUACUCUAGAGAAGGGGGCCCACCACCAGGCCUUAGACCUGUCUGAGGAACUGCCGCCGCACCACCACCACCACCACAACAGCCACCACCAGCAUCUCCACCAAUGCAACUCACUCGGCUCCACCACCGCCGUGGGCGGCGGCAGAGAGACACCGUCGCGUGUGGUCGUACCUCCUCCCUAUUCUGCAGCGGAGAGCGGCGGUGGGGGCAGUGAAGGUCCCCUGGAGCUGCGGGGGUCCCUGGACUGCUGGGCCUGCUCCGUGCUGGUGACGGCCCAGAACCUGAUCAUCGCCACGAUCAACGCCUGCCUCGCCGGACUGGUGUUCGGGACCGUUCUGACGCCGGCCAUCGUCAUGGUGACGUUCGGCUUCCUGUGCCACUCUACGGUCCGCCCUCACGGGGCAACCGCCUACUGCUCGGACCUGCUGACCGACGGCGGCUGCGUGGCUCUGCUGGUGGUGGGCUUCCUCUUGGUCACCCCGCUGCUGGUCCUCGCGCUGGCCGCCUACUGCCGCCUAGCUCGACACCUCCAACUGGGCCUGUGCUUCAUCCCGUACAGCCGGGCCGUGUACAAGAACCUGCCUGCCACCCAGCACCGCGGCCUGGGCACCAGCUGCUGCGGCGGCCGAGACGGUGGCGGAAAGGGAAAGGUCUGGGUGUAAGAUGAAGAGAGGAAGGGGGGGGGGGGGGGAGACCAUUUGAUGAAAAGUAUGGAGGGAACUGAACGAGAGAAUAGGGUGGGGGCCGUAUGGGAUGAUUAAAAAGCAAUGGAUGUAAGGAACAGAAAAACUGGCUGACAUCCCAGGUCUUAUCUUCAGAGCAACAAUUGUAGAGGCAAAAAAAAAGAUACAUGGCGUA